Molecule: messenger RNA, 983 nt
Organism: Schistosoma turkestanicum
Lineage: Eukaryota; Metazoa; Platyhelminthes; Trematoda; Strigeidida; Schistosomatidae
Source: the annotation of a GenBank genome assembly
UCACCAGGUCUGUAAACAUAGUAACAAAGGACAAGAAUACAAAUAAGAACGAUACGGUUGGUGUUGAGAAAUAAAUAAAAGACAUGGAGGAUCAGAACUCUCAAUCUGUUGGAGUUGACGAUGCUGUAUCACAGUUUGAAAAUUAUGAGGAUUAUUUAGAUUCGCAGAUAACAACUACUGACCUUUUCUAUUUGGAGGAUGAAGAACUGGCUCGACAGCUUGUCGAACUAGGUUACAGAGGAUCAGGCGAAACAUUGAAGCGUGAGGAAUUCAAUAACCGUAAGAAAGCUCUUGCAGAAGCAAUGCUAGCAAAAGAGCAGCAAAAAAAUGCAUUGUCUUCCUUCGUUUUGGAAAUAACGUGUCCAUUUAUUCAAGCUUUAGCUGAGAGGGAAGAUUCUAAUCGGACCGGUGAAAUAUCUACUAUCAUUUUCAUUCGAGACAAGAAUUACCGUGGCCAAGAAAUAUCCGGAUAUAUAGAUUAUGCACAUCGUUUAAAAACGGAAGAUUUUACAGCAUACUUUAAAGAAAAGAAAAAAUUACUCCCAAAACUCGGAGAUCUAAGUUUUUAUAAUUGGGAAACUCAAAAUGUUGUAGCCACUUCAUCGCCAAAUUAUACAGUAAUAACAGAAAGUCCCAAUGGUCUUUUGUUUAAGAAUAAACGUGACAGAAAAAUCUUAAAUGUUGAUCCAAAUGCUGCAUCUCCCGGCGAUAAUUCUACAAAAAUAGUGAUCAAAACUAAUAAAUAUCUUCAAGUUAUUAUCUACGACCAUACAACUAGGAGAGAAACGUGAAUACAUAUUCUUCCAUAUUUUACUUAUCCUGCAUAUAUUGUCUUCUCGGCAAAAGAAUUACUGAAGGAGUUUAACACAAUUUAUCACUUGUUUACAAAAUUGAACGUUGUCUGAAUGAAUCAAUCAUAGUGUUAACAGCUUUGUAUUUAGAAAUUUACUAUUUACUAAUAAUAUUUUUGGAUAUAAUUGCAA